AAAUCCGCAACUGCACAUUGUAGUUCACGCCAUUAAUAACAAAAAAGAUUCCAUCAUGCUUUCCUCAGUCUCACCAUUUCCCCAUGCCAUAUCUGCCUCUUCUGUGCCUUCGUCUCGCUUUACCAGGCCCCAAAUGUCAUCCGAAUCGCUUCCACCUCUUCCCCAACACCGCACCGUUCUAGGAUGCGGGCAAGUAUCGGUUGAUUUCUUGGCCACUGUAGCUUCUUUCCCUAACCCAGACGACAAAAUCAGGAGCACUAGCUUAAAGGUUCAAGGAGGUGGGAAUGCCGGAAAUGCCUUAACUUGUGCUGCUCGUUUGGGAUUAAACCCACGGUUAAUUUCUAAGGUUGCCAAUGAUUCUCAAGGCAAGGGUGUAUUGGAGGAGCUUGAAGCUGAUGGAGUCAACACUUCCUUCUUUAUUGUUUCUGAGCAGGGUAACUCACCAUUUACUUAUGUAAUCGUUGACAACCAAACAAAAAGCCGUACUUGUAUCCACACCCCUGGUUAUCCACCCUUGAUACCAGAGGAGCUGUCUCAUUCAAAUUUAUUAUCUGCACUAGAUGGGGCAAAUUUGGUCUACUUUGAUGGAAGACACCCUGAGACCGCUUUACUUGUUGCAAAAGAGGCUGCUCGCAAGAAUAUACCAAUAUUAGUCGAGGCAGAAAGGAAAAGGGAAGGUUUAGAUGAUCUUCUGGAAUCUGCUACUUAUGUAGUAUGCUCUGCAAAGUUUCCACAGGCGUGGACAGAAGCUCCGUCUGUUCCAAGUGCGCUUAUUUUCAUGCUUCUGAGGUUGCCAAAAUUAAAAUUUGUGAUUGUAACAUUGGGUGAAGAUGGAUGCAUAAUGCUAGAAAGAAGUGUAAAUGGUGGUUCUGAUGCUGAAGAAAUGGAUGUUCACGGUUUAUUGGAAUCAUUAAAGCAGAGAAAAGAUGACAACAAGACCAUCCCAACAUGCAUUUCAUCAGUGGCAACCAAAUUGAAUUCAAGUGGGAUAGGGACUCUGACUGGUCGGUUAUUUGUGGGAACAUCUGAGAAGAUACCACCUUCGGAACUUGUCGACACAACCGGAGCUGGAGAUGCAUUUAUCGGAGCAGUACUAUAUGCUGUGUGUGCAGGCAUGCCACCGGAGAAGAUGUUGCCAUUUGCAGCUCAAGUGGCUGCAAUUGGCUGUAGAGCUUUAGGCGCCCGAGCUGGUCUUCCGCUCCGCACAGACCCUCGCCUUGCUGGAUUUUCAUAACACGUUUCUGCAAGGCAGCAGUGUAAUAUUGUAGCUUUGCCCCCCGGAAUUUUCUUAAUUUCAUUUCACAAACAGGA
This is a messenger RNA of Hibiscus syriacus, 1311 nucleotides long. RefSeq names its product sulfofructose kinase-like. The coding region runs from base 56 to 1234 and encodes 392 amino acids. Gene Ontology annotation, molecular function: kinase activity. The transcript has 13 exons. NCBI's taxonomy places the organism in Eukaryota, Viridiplantae, Streptophyta, Magnoliopsida, Malvales, Malvaceae. The record is from RefSeq and is a predicted model, not a curated record.